AUGUUUGAGAGAAGGUUGGUGUUCUUUCUUUUUUUGACAGUCCGGAUUAACCUACUAUGGUGCAAUGUUGUGAAACUUUCACCUUCAUGUAAACAAAGUGUUUGUGAAUUUGAUUGGACAGUUGAUUACAAGUUCACUAUGAUGUGGUAUAACAGGACUUCAGAGGAACCUGAUUUUCAACCAAUUAUAAUGGAUAGUAAUAAUUAUAUUAGAAGGCGAUCAACUACACCAAACUGUACUGAAACCUACAACGCCGUCACAUUUUCAGAAUUUAAAGAUUUGGUCAGCACUGGUGAUGGGGAUUUCCGAAUGGUAUACGCCAUUAAUGGACAAAUUCCAGGACCGGAAAUAGUAGUAACGGAAGGUGAUACGGUGGUAAUUCGUAUAAGAAAUCGAUUAAAGGUGGAAGGAUUGACAAUCCAUUGGCACGGUUUGUUACACAGAGGUACACCGUGGAUGGACGGCGCCUCCAUGAUUUCACAGUGUCCUAUAUUACCAGGCCAGAGUUUUGAAUACAGAUUUAUAGCAGAGCCAGUUGGUACUCAUUGGUAUCACGCGCACACAAAUACUAUGAGAAGUGAUGGACUAUCAGGGGCAUUUGUUGUCCUGCCUAAACAGUUAGGAAAACCAUUGUAUUCUGCUGAGUUUAUCGCUGUAAUACAAGACUGGACCAAACGAUCAGCAGCAGAGACGGCCGAAACAUACAGAAGCAGAUUAUUCGGAUUAGAAGAGUAUGACGGAAAAUGUCAACCAUCGGAGUAUAUGCCAGAUGGAGGGGCAUCUAUAUUUGCUUUAAACGUAGGAUUAGUGAAUGGAAGAGGGCGACGAUAUACCGAUAAAUCUGAGUCCGGAGAGAAACCAUACAUUCCCUUGGAGACUUUUACAGUACAGAAAGGAGGAACUUAUCGCUUCAGAAUCAUAAAUGUUGGAUUUGCUUCGCCUUUUAAGAUCUCUUUUGAAGCGCACAUAAUUUCCGUUCUGGCUUUUGAUGGAAACGAAGUCGAGGAACAAGAGUGUGAUGCAGUUGUUAUAAGUCCAGGCGAGAGUGUUGAUAUCAAACUAAAAGCAAACCGCUCGCCCAGUAAUUAUUAUAUCACUAUAGAAACUCUACCAACUAGGACAAUCUGGGGCCCAAUUGAAAAAUCAAGAAAAACUCGUGCUAUUCUCAAUUAUCAUGGAGUCAACCAAUUUCAGGAGCCUUCGUCAAUACCUCGCCUUUGUACCGCGCACAAUCCCUGCUAUGUUGUUAACCAAAUUUAUGGAUUGCCACCCUUUGAUUCCAAUACGUUGAUCAUACCUCUAAGUAGCCUCAGAUCAACCAGAGCAGUAUUAUCUAGAUUCCCAGUUCCCGUUGAAAGUCCCAUAUCAUCACUGCAAGAAUUUUUCUUUCAUUUCCAUAUUUAUCGUGGUCAUCCAGCUAUCAAUGGAAUACGAUUUAUUUAUCCAACUUCAGCUUUACAGACUUAUCCUCAAGGUAGAGUGACUACACCGUGUCCGACAUCACACUGCACCACUCAAAGUUGCAGAUGUACCCACACAAUCAAACUAGGAAUUGACAAUACAAUCCAGUUUGUAUUCUUUACACGAGGAAUAAAAGCACCGCAUCCAAUACAUUUUCAUGGUCAUCAGUUUCAUGUGGUAAAAAUUGGAUACCCUGAAUACGACCCCAUUACUGGAAACGCAACAGCACCGAAUCAAGAUAUUAGAUGCCUGAAUGAUGAUUGCACCGAAGCAACCUGGGCAAAUCCGUCCUGGCAUUAUGGAGUACCCGGUCUUAACUUGAAGAAUCCGCCGCUUAAAGACACAGUUAAUAUUCCAUGGGGCGGUUAUGUUGUUGUUAGAAUUACAGCAGAUAACCCAGGCUAUUGGUUACUACACUGUCAUCUUGCACAUCACCAAUCUCUGGGAAUGUCACUCGUGCUGCAAGAGGGAGACGUAUCGGAUAUGAUAUCAACACCUCCAAAUUUUCCAACCUGCAAUAAUUUUCAAAGUUCUCAAGAAUACAUAAAAUCCGCAAUCAAGGAACAGAAGAAAAUUCUGGCAAAAAAGCGAUAUUACAAAAAACUCCAGGAAAAUCGGAAGGGAAAAGCUACAAUCAGCGAAAAACAUCCAUUUCAUGCAAAAGACUUGGACACUUCUUCUGUGAUAAAGUUUUUAUUAAGUGGCAAACCUGUAGAUACACCCGAUAACAGAAUUACCACCCGGCAACAACAUCCAGGGGUCCAGAAUCUCCCUUCUACCACCUCUAAACCAAUUACACCAGUUUGUGACAACAGUCCAUGGCUCUGCUUUGGAGGCAGUCCUUUCGCUCAGUCUUCUAAUCUUUUUGCUCAGCCUCCACGUUCUUCUGCUCAGCAUUCAAAUACUUUUGCUCAGCCUUCGAGUCAUUUUGCUCAGCAGCGCAAUCCUUUAACUCGAGAGCUCAAAUAA
Messenger RNA from Saccostrea echinata, 2430 nucleotides. RefSeq lists its product as uncharacterized. Gene Ontology annotation, cellular component: plasma membrane. Gene Ontology annotation, biological process: iron ion transport. Bases 1 to 2430 code for a protein of 809 amino acids. The transcript has 15 exons. Gene Ontology annotation, molecular function: oxidoreductase activity; copper ion binding. Lineage: Eukaryota; Metazoa; Mollusca; Bivalvia; Ostreida; Ostreidae. The record is from RefSeq and is a predicted model, not a curated record.